CAAGUCAAGAACAAGGCCAGCAGGGAUCAUGGCCAGAGGCAGUCGUGUUUCAUGGGUUCAACUAUUUGGCUUCUUCGGCGUUCUGUGCAGAGGGGUUUUCUCUGUGGCUCAUACACCUAUGCUUCUCUGGUCCUCAGACCGAUCUCUCCAAGGCUUGGCAAGUAAUUUACACGAAGGAGGCAUUAUCUCCCAGCAGAAGCUGCAUAAGUUACUGCAACACACCAUUCCUGCAGAUUCCAGAAACCUUGUCGUGUUUCUUCAAGACACUCUUAGCGUGGAUGACUUCACACGUUACGCAGACUCUGCUGGAAAUGAAACACCAUUUCUCAAUGUUCAGAGACUUCUUAAGAAUUCCUCCUCCUCUUUAGUUUUGUCAGCGGUUGACUGCCAGGCCGUCGCUAACCUAACAGAGUACCUUCAGAAGACACUGAAUUUGCCUUUGGUGAAUGUAGAUGGCACUGAAACGUCACAUCUAAUGGUGAAUGCAUCCAAACCCGAUCUGUUUGUGAUCAAGCUACAACCAACCGCAAGUAGAAAAGAUGAACCUUCCACUUUAAAGGCGCUCAUGGAAAAUGACAAAAUAAUUGGAAGGUUUUCUGAGGCUCUGCAGCAGCAAGGGGUUCCAUCUUUGAUGAUUUACACUGCCAGGCAGCCAUCAAGGGUACCAGUGCAAUUUCAUGGGGCUGGGCAUAGCAGAAGACAAUUGAUGUCUGCUGAAGCACAAGAUAACAGUCUUUAUGCUCCAGUUUAUGCGCUCAAUGGGACUCAACCAUGCAUCCUUUUUUAUGCCACUAAUUUCAGCCUCAUCGUAACCAAAAACAAGGAACUUAUUCCUCUAUCCAAUUUAACAUUUGGGUCUCCCAAAGUGAACACCAGUUCAUCUUGGUGUCUAUCCAGCAAUGCCAUAUUGUCAUUACAAUACACAGAGCCAGUGAGUUGGAUCAAGAGUCUGGAAAUAAGAUUUGUGAUGACCAACAGGUUCUACGGAGGCUCUGCUCGAAACUGGCUCACUUUAGAUUACGUUGAGAUUGUACAAGACAAUGAGACUGCUGCUACAUUUAAUGUCUCCAUGAUCUCCAGUCCUGUGGAGUACUCAUUUCGUUGCCAGCUGGUGGGAACAAGCAGCCAGUAUGGUGCAAUGCUAAUUCCAGGGAAUGAUGCAGCAAAAAGCUGGGAAAUUGUCAUUUCUGAUUUCCAAAUUCAAGCUUUCAGCGUUCAAAACACCACCUUUUCAUAUGCAAGCGACUGUACAUCCUUCUUUACCCCUGCAAUCUGGAUGGCUCUGGUGACCUCAUUAGUUUUGUUACUGAUCCUCACUUACGGAAUCCACAUGAUUGUAAAUCUCACAACAAACAAUAGAUUUGACGACCCUAAAGGUUCACGUCUUUCUGUUCCAGAGACUGAAUAACUGUGUAUCUAAAUUUAAUGUAACAGUGAAUGCCUUUCAGACCUAAUAAUGUAGAGGAAAGCACAAGCAAAGUUAUGCAUGAUGUGUAAGCUUUGGACAAGGGUUUGCUUUUAAAAAAAACAUGCGAUUGUUAGCAGCAGUGAUAAUUCUGCCAGCUGUUACCUCUUUUUAAUAGUCGCCGGAAUGAAGGUCUUGAGCAGCAAAGCUGAUGCCACUCGCAGUGGUUGCCAGCCAUUAAGACGACCAGUAGGUAGUGCCAAUUGCUUUAUAAUUGCUGUUUGAAAAGUGUGUUAUAAAGCUAUUCUGGAGAAGGAUUUUAAAGCAAAGCUUAAUUCAGAAAUUACUUGUUGAAUUUUUAAUAUCUUUUAAAAAAUCCAUUCUUUCCAAAUACUAUGGUCAAAUAAAACAUAGGAAAUGAACUUAAAUGGAGAUUUCACACCCUCCGUUUAUAUAAUCACAUUUCUAUAGCUUUCUCUGAUCUUUUCAACUCUCCCCCCCCCCCAUGAACUACAUCUGAAACGUCCUUUUUUGAAACCGCCCGAUGUGCAAUCGCUUCCACAUCUGCUAUCCAAAGAGAAAUUGUGAUCUUGGAAAGUUGCCAUUCUUCCGGUGAUGAACUGUCAUCAAAUACAUAUUAGGCCAUUUUUCAGUCCUCAUGUCCCUGUGCAUGUUGUCACUCUCCGAUUCCAAAAAUCCAUGACUCCACAGCAGAUUGUGAUUGUUUGUGUAUGCCACAGUACAUGGUCAUUGCUUCUGUUCUGUGAUGAUUUGUGCACCUGUGCCUUUUUUCUCCAUGCCUGCAAUGCCACAGAACAUGAAGCACGCUAUGAUGUUACACGGAAAUGUUGCCGUGUUCAGUAAGGCCUGUUUGCUCACUCACUAGAGAACAUUUAAGAAAAGGCAGUAUUCUAAAUAGUGCCAAUGAAUGUAGGGAGUACAAACACCAAGGUGCUGGGCAGCAGAGACCUGCCAUGUCUUUGGAAGGACGAAUUGCAGGAGGGAUUAGAAAA
Messenger RNA from Eublepharis macularius, 2418 nucleotides. Its product is annotated as V-type proton ATPase subunit S1-like. Bases 29 to 1408 code for a protein of 459 amino acids. The record is from RefSeq and is a predicted model, not a curated record. NCBI's taxonomy places the organism in Eukaryota, Metazoa, Chordata, Lepidosauria, Squamata, Eublepharidae. Gene Ontology annotation, cellular component: proton-transporting V-type ATPase complex. The transcript has 10 exons.